UCUUAGUGUGAGUGUGUGAUUGCUGAUGAGCGGCAGUCUGGGAGAGCGUCGGCUGGUUGGCGUCAAAAUCGAGCCGCCAAGCUCCGAUGCUGCUGCUGCUGGUGCUGCUGCUGCUGGUGCUGCUGACCCGCGUCUGCUGCUCGGCAAUCGAGCGUCCAACAAGGCUUCUGCUUCCGGGCUGCACUUCCAUGCCAAGAAGGCCGACGCUGCAGACGAUGACGCUCAGAAUGACGAUGACAAAGACGACGACGACGACGACGACAAGCAUCAUCCAGCGAGCGAUCGCAGCGACGGAGGCGUGCUCAACCCAGCCACGGGCGACCUCGCAGACCACCGCCGCAUGGACAACUCGGACAUUCCGCCAGAGGGCAACUGCGGCGACAGCGUCCCAUUCGCUGCCGUCGCAACGCUGCUCGAGCAGAUUUCGUCAGACACAAAGCGUUCCGUCAAGCAGAAUGUGCUUGGAAGCUUCCUCCAACGAUGGCGCGAGAAUGGCAAAAGCAACCCAAACACAACCGUCUUCCCGAUCGUCCGGUUGCUGCUGCCGUCGUUUGACCGCGAGAGAGGCAUGUAUGGCAUCAAAGACGCCAUGCUAGCCAAGUACUACUCAGACAUUCUUGGCAUUGUGCGCGGCUCCGAGGACUACAACAAGCUGAAAAAUUACACAAAGCCACAACACAACCGCCAGUCGGCCGGCGAUUUCGCCAUGGUCGCGUUCUUUGUCCUUCAGCGGCGACUUGCUGAUCGCCCCAGCAAUCCUCUGACCGUCACCGACGUCAACACGCUGCUCGACCAGCUGGCGACCGAGUACAUGUCAAACAAUCGUCCGGGCGUGAAAGACACCCUGCGAUCCAUGCUGUUCCGCUCGACUGCGCGCGAGCAAAAGUGGCUGAUUCGAAUCAUCGGAAAGGACGUCAAGUGCGGCAUGUCAGCCCAAACCGUGCUCAAAACCUUCCAUCAAGACGCUGUCGACUUGUUCAACGUCUGCUCGAAUCUGCGACGCGUGUGUUGGCAGCUGCGUGAUCCCACAAAACGACUCGUGUCGAACGAUGUGUCUCUGUUCCAUCCCUUCCGCCCAAUGUUGGCGAUGCGCGAGAACAUCAGCAAGAUCGCUGACAAGCUGGGCACAUUCUUUAUGGAAAUCAAGUUCGAUGGCGAUCGCGUCAUGAUGCACAAGCAGGGCGACAAGUACCAAUACUGGUCGCGCAAAUCCAUCAAUUACUCGGACAAGUAUGGAUUCUCACCUGAUUGCGGCACCAUCACGCAGUACGUGCACAACGCCUUCAAGCCGGGAGUCACCGACGUUAUUUUGGACGGCGAAAUGAUCUUGUAUGACACCAAGCUUGAUUGCUUUGUGCCAAAGAGCAGCGCCGACGUCAAGUCCUUUGCUGGCACGGAUGAGCAGCGACCGUGCUAUGUCGUCUUUGACAUUGUCUUCUUGAACGGCACCUCGCUCUGCAACAUGCCGUUGAUUGAGCGCCUGCGAACACUCCGGAAGGUCUUUACGCCCAUCACCGGUCGAAUCAUGUUUGCCGACCAGCGGACGGGCACCACUUCCCAGGAGAUUAUCGACUUUUUGAACGAGGCCAUCGACAAUCGUGAAGAGGGUGUCAUGGUGAAGAACAUGAAAAGCACCUACGCACCCGACAAGCGCGAUGGCGGUUGGUACAAGAUCAAACCCGAGUACGGCGACUCCUUUGCCGAGCUCGAUGUGCUCAUUGUCGGCGGUUACUACGGCAUCGGAAAGCGGCGCGGAGGCAUGGUUUCCCACUUUAUGUGCGCCGUCGCCGUCCCACCUGCCAAUCCACAAGAGCCGCCAACAGUGUUUCACUCGUUUUGCAAAGUUGGUACCGGCUACAGCAUGUCGCAACUGAAAGAGUUUGGCGAGCAACUCGAGCCCCACUGGCAUCCGUUCGACACCCAAAAUCCGCCCUCCCAGAUUCUUCUUGCCACGGGCUUCAAGGAGCGUCCCGACGUCUGGAUUGAGCCUCGCCAUUCGCGCAUUGUCCAAAUCCGUGCGGCUGAAAUUACUCCCACCGAAAAGUACAAGUGCGGGUUUACGCUUCGAUUCCCGCGACUCGAGUGCUUCCGCACGGACAAGGAGUGGUCUGAUUGCAUGACAACCACCGAGCUGGAUCAUGCCUACCGUGUUGGCCAAGGUCGGUUGGCGACGACCCACUUUCUGUCGGGAGAUGGCGAGAAGGGCGGCCGCAAGCAAAAGGCGGGCGGGGCGGGCGUGGCGGCGGGCACCUCCAAAACUCGCACCGUGCUGGCGUCCUUCCGUGGCGCCGACCUUUCUGGCGUCAAGAUUGAUUCCGAGCUGUUCCAGGGGCUGACCUUCUACGUGGUCAACGGCUCGGCGGAUCGAGACAAGAACGAGCUCGAAAAGCUCAUUGCACGCCAUGGUGGCGAACUCAUCCAAAACCCUCCGCGUUCGCAAGUCGCCCAUGUGGUUGCAAUCGCCCACCAGGAGCAAGCGGUGCGCGUCAAGAACAUUAAAGCAGCAGGGGUUUGCGAUAUCGUGCGACCCUCGUGGAUUGACGAGUGUGUCAAGGAAAAGCGGGUCGUGCCCAAGCGACCGACAAUGCUCAUCUUUGCCACCGAGCUCACGCGUGUGGAGGUUGCCAAGUUUUUCGACGCGUUUGGGGACAGUUAUUUCGAGGACACGGACGAGGCUACUCUGAGAACCGUCUUUGCAUCGAUGGCGACUCCCGAUCCGCCCAAAGGCGUCGUUCCGGGGCGCACUGAUGCGCAGGAAUUGAACCAGACCAUUGCUGAGAUCGAGGACGAGUGCUUUCCCGACGAAAUCCAAGGGCUUUUCCGCGGCUUGACCAUGUAUCUCGACCGGUUUAGCCAUCUUCAGUCAAGCCACCACCAUUCCUCAAAUGCGUCGUCCCUUGGAUCAUCUGUCGAGUCUGCCGACGGGUCCAACAAGGCCACGCGGAGUCGGUCGGCAGCCAGCUCCAGCAAAAAGCAGAGCGGGCACGCUGCAGCUGCAACGACAGCAACACCGACAACGACAAUCCUGGGCGUUCGCGCUGACGCCAUCCCCUUCUGUGCGCUGGAUCUGGUCGCGUUGCGUCUGGUGCGACAUGGAGCCGUGGUGGUGGAUUACAUUGAUUCCUCAGUCACGCACAUCGUUCUGAGCGACGAAGACCACUCCCGUUUGCCCGCCAUCUCCAAACUGACGGGCAACUUGAGGCGGCGUCCUCGUGUGGUUUCGUCGGCCUGGGUUUCGGACUGUGUGAACGCAGGCGGACUUGUGGAUGAACGGUCCUAUCAUCCUGUCGGCUGGACUGUCAGCGGCAUGCAGGCAGCCGGGCUUGUGUCUCACGUGGAGCACGCAGAAACUGAUGAGACGGAAGACGACAUGAGCACCAAUCCUCCGACCAGCGAUCAUCACCAGCGAUGGGGAGACAGGUCGGACUGGAGCGACUCGUCCCGAUUCUCAGACACCUCACUUUCUCGAGGGACCAAGCGAACUGCACAAGUUGCGGAAUUGGAGAGCGACAGCCAGUCCGACAGCGACCUGUCUCACUUGACCACCGGAUUGAUUCGUCGCCGCAAAGCCCCAGCUCUGGCGUUCGCCUCCCAACGGCCCGUUCGAGCGUCUCAGCAAUUUUAGGGCGGCGACAAGAGAUGACGCUCUACUACUAGUUUUGUUUUGUUCUAGUUUCCAACAUGUAUAUUUUCAAACAUAAAAUGAAUAAAAUGAUUAAUUUCCAA
This is a messenger RNA of Capsaspora owczarzaki ATCC 30864, 3726 nucleotides long. Its product is annotated as ATP dependent DNA ligase. The record is from RefSeq and is a predicted model, not a curated record. Gene Ontology annotation, cellular component: DNA-dependent protein kinase-DNA ligase 4 complex; DNA ligase IV complex. Gene Ontology annotation, biological process: double-strand break repair via nonhomologous end joining; nucleotide-excision repair, DNA gap filling; DNA biosynthetic process. Gene Ontology annotation, molecular function: DNA ligase (ATP) activity; ATP binding; DNA binding. The coding region runs from base 26 to 3625 and encodes 1199 amino acids. The transcript is spliced from 7 exons. NCBI's taxonomy places the organism in Eukaryota, Filasterea, Ministeriida, Capsasporidae.